UUAAAAUCUAGAAUGGAAGCUCAUGAAAGCAAAGGCUAUUUACAGUUGGUAUCUGCCCCCUCCCACCCUCUGACCCUCCCUACUGCUUCAUUAUUUCCCCCGGCGCUUGUCACCACCUCAUAUAUCCUUUUGCUUUUUUGUUUAUGAUCUGUUUCCAACCAGCUCCACGAGGGCCGGAUGUUUGUGUUUGAUUCACAGCUGUAUCUCAGACGCCUGUCACAGUGCCCCGCACCGCACCUCGCGCCCGGGAGGCGUUCAACCCACGUUGUUGACGGGACGAAGGAAGGCAAGAUCGCGAGGCCGGCUGUGCAGGUGGCCGGGGUGGAGAGGGAUGCACAGCCACGCGCGCCUCCUUUGCCGGAGCCCGGAGCCCGCCCCCGGCCUCCCCGGCAGGCUGGGCCGGGCAUGCAGGAGUUAAGCGGCGCGCGCGCUUCCGACCCGCAGGUGGCGCCGUCCCGCCUCGGUGCCCGGCUCCUGGCGCUCAGAAGUGCGGGACAGAAUCGCAGCGAGCGCGGAGCCGAAGCUCAGCCAGACUUGUUGAUUUCGCCCAGGCAGCCGCUGCCGCCGCCGAGCGAGCAGGAGGAGGAGGUGGUGGAGGAGGCGCCGCGCGGCCGCGGUCCUGCCCCCGCGCCCCCGGCGCCCGCCCGCGCCCCCAGCCUAGGAGAGCGCGUCCGGGCCCCGCGGCUCCUGCAGCCCGGGCUCGUCGCCUGCCCGGCCGGGGUAGGCCCGGCCCAGCCCGGCCCCGGGACCGCCGCUGCCCACGGGCGGGGGCGCCCGGGCGGCCGGGACGAUGCGCGGUCCCUGGCCCCGGGAGGCGGCCGCCCUGGGGCCGUCGGGAUGGAGGUGAGAAGACGGCCGUGACGCGCGCCCGCGAGGCCCCCUGCACCCCCAGCAGCCCACAGCGCUCCCUGCCCCCCUC
Molecule: messenger RNA, 919 nt
Organism: Cebus imitator (Panamanian white-faced capuchin)
Lineage: Eukaryota; Metazoa; Chordata; Mammalia; Primates; Cebidae
Product: translation initiation factor IF-2-like
Exons: 2
Coding region: 178-861 (227 amino acids)
Source: RefSeq, a predicted model, not a curated record